CUGAAGCGCCCCAACCACCGUCGCCUGUUCUGCUGCUGGCCUUGUCCUUUGUCCGGGCAGUUCUUUGUCUCGCCUUUGCCUCUGUGCUGCAGCCCCCCAGCCGUGCGGCACUUGCGUCUGCAUCACCAUCGAAUCCGCCUCCAUUGUCGCGCUCUCUGUCGCCCGCUGCCGCUCGUCUCGUCGGUCGCGCUCCGCCGCUCACUCGUGCCUGCGGCAUGAUCACGCCCAAGCACGAUGGAAGCGGCGCGGAAGACGAUCGAGGUGCUCAGCCAGCGCAUCCUGCCCGAACGACCCCAUCACCUAGCAUUUCACCCCGAAUGGCGGUUUCGCCCCAGCCACGGUGACGGCAAUUCCUUUGAGGAAUGGCAUCAUCCCCGCCUGCAAUACCUGACGCUCUUGUCCGAAGCCGAUCGCGGCGUCCUCUUCACAAAGUCCGACUAUGACAUGCGUGAGGAGCCGGCCAAACCACUCCCACGCGAGGUCAACGCGCUGGCCAAGGGCGGCGAGAAGAAGAAGCUGUCGCUGAGCGACUACAAGAACAAGAAGACGGGGGCCACGUCGUCCACGUCGCCUCCAGAGCCAUCAAUCGCCAAGAAGAAGGAAAGCGAACGCGCUGGCGAGCUGUCAGCCAACACGGGGGCCACCUCGGACCCCAGAUCCGCAUCAGAAUCAAAAUUACCUCUUAAACCUCCUACCAAACACCCAUUACCGCCCCGACCGCCCUCUCCCAAUUCCAAGAAACGCGUGGCUGACCCGGAUGACGAGUCGCGACCCCAGAAGCGAUCCAAGCCGGACAGCACCAAGCACGUCGAUGACCGGGUACAGCACUCCCGCGAUGACGCGCAGAAACGCAAGGAUAAAACAUCCUCGGCAGCUUCCAGGGAUGCACCGUCGCACAAGGACGACAGGCUGUCUGCUUCCGGCGCCAACUCCUCCUCUCUCCCCAAUGGCAGAGCCCUUCUCAAGGGUGCCGUGGGCUCUAGUCGCAACAACACCUCACCUGCACAUCGUCCACGAGGCGAUUCCCUAAAUGGCGUCCGCCCUACCGGUUCGGGAAGCAACCGGGUCACGCCCAUCAAAGCCGAAGCAUCACGGUCAACUGUGCCGCCCCUGCUAUCCCCUCUCCACCUGACCUUUGAGGAUCGCGAAGCCGAAGACAGAUCGUUGGCGAAGCAAAACAAGAAGAAACCCCGUGACGACUCUCGCGAACGGACCAAGUCGCCUAACCGACAGCAUAGAAAGUCCGAGUCCAUAUCAGAGCUCAAGAGACAGAAGUCACCAGCAAGAAUCCCGCCGUUGCUCUCGCCAACUUUGCCGCCGAUAGUGGAAGCCGCCUUGCAACUUAGAAAGAAAGCAUCGAUGGAGCCGUUGGAAGGCAAGCCCCUCAAGAGCAAAGAUGAGAGAGAGAAGGAACCACCACUGCCGUCCAAGAAGAAGAAGCCGGUGGUUGAUUACUCUGACGACGAGGACGAGCCUCUUCAGCAAAAAUUACGGAAGGCGCUCAUUGUCAAGCUUAAAGUGCCCAAGAAACUGCGGCGAGACUUUAAACGCAUUCUAGCCCUGUCAUCAUCCACAGCAGCCCGCAAAGAGUUGCAAGCACAAAACCAAGAGCAUUCCACUGUGCCAGAAGACUCUAUCCAGCCUCCGCCCGCACGGAAACGGCCUGUUGCCCCUGACACGGCGGCAUCGUCAGAAAGCACUGCACAAAAGAAACCCAAGGUCCCUGAGAUUCCCAGCUCGUCUCGUUUGCCCGCUCCGACUACACCAUCCAAAAAGGGAGCCGCCACCAUGUCGCGCGCCAGCUCUAGCAACUCGUUGGCCCAAACUCCUGGGGACACCGUCAACGCUACUCCAUCCGCGUCGGCCUCAUCUGCCGCUAGGGUCAAUGGUCAAGAUGCAAGCCGUCCGGAAACCUCCGAAGCUAGAGCUAUGCGAGAGAGAGAGGCCCGAUUCUCUACUCUUGGACGCCGCCUUAAGCACGAGGCUGACACAGCAAUGAGAGGUGGUGCCGGCGGCUCGCGGGAGCCUGAUCUGAACAGAGGCUUCGUGAUUAGCGUGGAAAGUUUGCUGGCUUUUAUGGCCGGCUUCCAGGCGCAAAACAUCUAUCGUGGAUUGGUCAAUAAGAGGAGUGACCCGACUGGAUGGUCCAGCCUGUUCCCGCUGCUCGAAUUUAUCCAGGGCCAAAUGAGGAGGCAAGAGGCGCACACUCGUCGAUUCCUCCCCCUCUACGUCUUGGUUCUUAACCUUAAUGCUAUGGCCAUUAAUGAGCUUAUUCGAUGCCAUGUGGCGACGGAGAAUCCAGUUCUCCCACCUCCAGAUUGGGUGCGGCUUGAGCGAUCACGAUUCCGACUCCAGUCUCAGAUGAGCGAGGCUCUCAAUAACAUUGAGAAUCAUUCUCUGCGUCCCCAGGGCCAGCUUCACCAUACGCUUGACGAAAUGAUGGCGGAAACUCUUCGAGUGCUCAGACACUGGUGCCACUAUGAGGACGUCGACUGGACUCCUGACGCUAACCUCGAAGAGUCUGUUGCUCCCCGGGACCACUGA
Messenger RNA from Trichoderma harzianum CBS 226.95, 2544 nucleotides. RefSeq lists its product as hypothetical. The record is from RefSeq and is a predicted model, not a curated record. The transcript is spliced from 2 exons. Lineage: Eukaryota; Fungi; Ascomycota; Sordariomycetes; Hypocreales; Hypocreaceae. Bases 235 to 2544 code for a protein of 769 amino acids.